GUACAAUUGUAUAUACAUUUUAGAAAAAAAUGAUAAAUUUUCAUAAAACCCCUGCCAUAUCAAAUGUCCAAGUCAGUCCUAAAAGAUCUUCUCACAAAGACACACGACAGCAGUUAAAAAAGAAGCUUACCAAAAGCAAUAAAGAAUACCUCAAGCUAAUUGGUUUAAUAAAAUGAAUAUUUUAAACAUAUCUCAACAAACCUCAUACGACAACAGCAUCGAAAGUUUUGAGUAUCAUUCGUACAGACCGUAUGUAACAAGUUUCAACAAGAAUGAUGAAAUACGAAUCCCCAUCAAUCAACAAGACCUAUAUGUGCUGCCUUCGCUCAGCAGUUUGUAUAUCGAAGGCAAAGUAAUUGUCUACAACAGGACAACUAAAGAAAAGGUUUCAAAUGUACAUUUCGUUAAUAAUCCAGCGUUAUUUCUAUUUCAAGACAUAAGAUAUGAAUUAAAUGGAGUAGAAAUAGAUAAAAUAAAAAACGCAGGUGUAACUACGACCAUAAAGUCUUAUCUGUCCUUAAAUGAAAACGAAUCAAAAUAUGCUCGAGUUUGGGGGUGGUCGCCAGAAGGUAUAAAUAAUACAAGUGGUGGAGAAUUUUCUGUAUCCAUUCCUCUAAACAAGAUUUUAGGAUUUGCGGAAGAUUAUGAAAAAAUUAUCAUUAACUGCAAACAUGAGUUAGUGUUGCUUAGAUGUAACACUAACCUUAAUGCAAUCAAGUUGAAAACAGGAGAAGUUUUGGAAGAUAUUGUUAUAAGUAAAAUUAUCUGGAGAGUACCUCAUAUUAAAGUAUCUGACCGCGAAAGAAUAAAUUUACUAAAACAAUUAGAAAAAGAUCGAGCUAUUCCAUUAGCAUAUCGUAACUGGGAUUUAUACGAGUAUCCAUUAUUACCCAAAACUCGUAAACAUACUUGGUCCAUUAAAACUUCAUCUCAAAUAGAAAAACCGCGAUUUGUUGUAUUAGCUUUACAAACCAACCGCAAAAACAACAGUGAAUUGUCGAUGGCGGAGUUUGAUCACUGUCACGUACGUGAUGUGAGAGUGUUUUUAAAUUCGUCAUACUAUCCAUAUGAGGGAUUAAACGUCAGUUUUACAGAAGACAAAUUUACUUUAUUAUACGAACAGUAUGCCAGAUUUCAACAGUCGUAUCACGGACGUCGGUCAGAGCCGUUGAUGAGUUUGAAAGAAUUCAGAGACGUUGCUCCCUUAUUCGUUAUCGACUGUUCGCGACAGCACGAAACGUUAAAAGGCUCAAUCGACGUGAGAGUAGAAAUCGAAACAGACCAAGAAAUACCUGAUCAGACAGCUGCAUAUUGUCUGAUUUUAAACGACUGCAUAUUUGAGUAUAAGCCUUUGAGUAAUAUCGUUAAGAAAAUAUCAUGAAUAGUAAUACAAUAAUCGUUGACUUACAAGGAUUUAAAAAUAAUAAUAACGACUUUUUAGUAAAAGAAUUAUGUAUAGCCACUCGACAGCAUACACAUACAUUUUAUGUUAAACCACCAUACCCAUUCUCAGCGCUAACCGAUGAUGAAAAAAAGAAUGUUCGGUGGUUAGAAAGAAAUAGAGGGUUUCGAUGGAGCGAAGGCUAUAUCGAUUACAGAGAAUUCAGAAGAAUUAUUAAACCUUACUUAAAAGACCGAAACAUUAUCGUAAAAGGUGAAGAGAAAGUGAAAUGGGUGAAAGAACUGUGUGAUCAUAAUAAUAUUGUAGAUAUAAGUUACAAAGACAUUCCAAGAUUUAACAUUCUGUACGAUCUGUAUUGUAAGGAAGAAUCGUAUAACUGUUUUAUUCAUAAGAAGUAUUGUGCAUUAAAAAAUGUAUUAUGUUUAAAAAAAUGGUGUUUAGAAAAUAAU
Messenger RNA from Aricia agestis (brown argus), 1851 nucleotides. RefSeq lists its product as uncharacterized. The record is from RefSeq and is a predicted model, not a curated record. The coding region runs from base 173 to 1381 and encodes 402 amino acids. The transcript has a single exon. NCBI's taxonomy places the organism in Eukaryota, Metazoa, Arthropoda, Insecta, Lepidoptera, Lycaenidae.